GCUUUAGUCCGCUGCGAAAGAUCUCCUUUCUUCCUAAGGGUGAAGAAUUACGGGGAAAUUUAAUUAGCGUAAAACAUGGCUCUGAGAUGGCUUGUUCAUUCAGCAUGCCAUGUUUUGGGGCACCCCAACAAUAAUAUUGAAGAUGGCCAUGGAGACAUGAUGAUCAAGAAGUUGAAGAUUGGGGAAGAUUGCAUGGAUAUGUAUCCGUCUGGUUUUCAGAUGCCUCUUCAUUACCCUCGUUACACCAAGGCCGAUUAUGAGAAGAUGGAGGAGUGGAAGGUGGACUUGCUCCUCAGGCAAUACGGUCUCAAUUUCAAGGCCGCCCUUGAUGAGAAGAGAGCUUUUGCCAUGGGAGCAUUCCUUUGGCCUGACCAGUAUUAAUCAGCUUCGAAUUCCGGAGUUGGAUCGAUGCUACAAGCCUGCAACAUAUAUAUCCUUAGUAUUCAAUAAUCCAGUGGGCAUACAUAAAAUGUACUUGAUACAUAUGCAUAAGUUUUUAUGACCUAUGAUAGUUAUUAUAUAUUGUAUAUACGUAUCGGCAUGUUUUUUCUUUUUGAGAAAAUUAAAUAUGAUUCUCAAUC
This is a messenger RNA of Rubroshorea leprosula, 581 nucleotides long. The record is from the annotation of a GenBank genome assembly. Lineage: Eukaryota; Viridiplantae; Streptophyta; Magnoliopsida; Malvales; Dipterocarpaceae.